AUGUUCAUACCGGGCUGUUGUGAAUUAUCUGAAAUACAUGCAAUGAGCAUGAAAACGAUUAGAAAGGCUUACCUGGCAUCAUCGAUCUUUGUUGCUGAGCAGUGGGAACAACUUGCUGCUGCUGCUGCUGUUGCUGUUGUUGCUGUUGUUGUUGCUGCUGCUGUUGAUGUUGCUGUUGUUGAAGAAGGUGAUGCUGCUGUUGCUGAUGUUGUUGCUGCUGCUGCUGUUGUUGUUGUUGUUGUUGUUGUUGUUGUUGUUGUUGUUGUUGAUGUUGCUGCUGCUGCUGCUGAGGAUGCUGCUGUUGGUGUUGCUGCUGCUGCUGCUGUUGUUGUUGUUGUUGUUGUUGUUGUUGCUGUUGUUGUUGCUGCUGAUGUUGCUGCUGCUGUUGAACCUGAGGCGGUGGUUGGUUGGGAUGAUGGCUCAUUGGCUGGCCAUGCUGUGAAUUCAUACUGGGAUGCAUAUGGUUUUGCAUAUGUAUUCCGCCACCCUGAAAAGACGAAAUAA
Auanema sp. JU1783 is the source of this 504-nucleotide messenger RNA. The record is from the annotation of a GenBank genome assembly. Lineage: Eukaryota; Metazoa; Nematoda; Chromadorea; Rhabditida; Rhabditidae.